GUGGCCUUGGUGUUGGUGUAGUCCGUGCUAUCCUCUCUGCGACGGGUUAGGGAAACAGUGGCUAUUACCACACUGGGAACUGGUACACUUCCAAAAAGGUUGUUGGAAUAUGGGGGAUUUGCCCACGGAAGUAGUGUUUGAAUGUGCAUGAAUGUGCACGAAUGUUUUAAGGAAGGUAACACAAUGGUGCUUGCAGCCCAACUGACUGGGUACCUGGUGUCAAUAUGCCUCAGUCUGGUAGUUUUGGUGCCAAUGGUGCUAAAUCUGAAGGAUUUCAGGCACAAAUGUCUCCUGUUCACCACGGGUGACUACCGGGAGGAAGACGGCCAGUUUGUGCCUGUCUGGGCCUCCUGCGUGUACUGCUACUACGUCAUGGUGGUGGCCGCCUCCAUCAUCUUCAUCUGCAUCGUGCAGGGGGCACGCACCCUUGUAUUCCUCCGGAACAACACCGACACGUCGUUCGCUGGCGCCUUUGUGGACAUGAUCCUGUGCAUAGUGAUCACGUUCGCUUCUCUGGCGGCCGCCCUGUUCGUCACCCUCGGGUACGAGGUGUGGUGCAACAAUAUCACCAAGCGCUUCGCCACGUGCUCGGACGCCACGCAGAACGAGAUCGACGCGGCUGACCAGAUCGACACGACCAACUUCUACCUGGAGAUCGGCAUGGCUCAGUUCGGCGCCUGGUGCCUGUGGUCGGCCUCGGUCGGCCUCACUGUCUGCGCCGUGCUCAAGAUGUGCCGCCACCACCACGACGAGAACAUCCGCUCGAGCAUGGCGCGCGAGCGCGAGCGCCAGCGGAUCAUCCGCAGCGGGCGCAGCUCGCGCUACGACAACCUGGUCGAGGACGCCGACUAGGGCUAGCGCGCUGAGCGAGGGGCAGCCGCCGAUCGGCCGGCCUGCCGCGCAUAGGGCAACAGCACGGGAGGGGGGGGGGGGGUCAAA
Molecule: messenger RNA, 939 nt
Organism: Pollicipes pollicipes
Lineage: Eukaryota; Metazoa; Arthropoda; Thecostraca; Pollicipedomorpha; Pollicipedidae
Product: transmembrane protein 179
Exons: 7
Coding region: 142-852 (236 amino acids)
Source: RefSeq, a predicted model, not a curated record